AUGACCAGUGAUACAGAACAUCCAACGUCUGAGAUCGGAGAGGCUGAUCUUGUAGAGACUCCAGGAACCAUUGAUGGAGGAAGUGCCGAACCUACAGUCGAGCCUGAGACUACUGGUGAAGGUGCUACGAGUGCAAGCACUGCUAAUUCUAAAAAGAAAAAGGUGCCACCAAAGGCAUCAGCAGAAGUUUUACAAAGACGUAGAGAAGGUAGAAUCAAGGCAGCUGCCACCAUUGCUAAUAAUUUGAAGAAAACCGGAAUUGGUCGGUUUGAAGAAGAGAAUGGAUUUCUGCUUACCAGUGUUAAACAAAUUCCAUUAAUUAAUCAAAAGAAUUAUUUUGCAGACUAUUUGAAAAAGGAUGAACAAGUUUCAUUUAUUAGAAAUUGGAGAAGUGAAAAACUUAUGCAAGCAAACAAUAAUAAUAAAUUGAAAAAAGCUCUUAAGAAGGAAGAUACUGAUACACCAUCAGGAGAAGUUCGUAAUUUUGAAGAUUUCAAUUUAGGAGACAUUGAGGAAGAGAUGAAUAGAAAGGCAGCAGCAGCAGCGGCUGCCUUAGACGACGAGGAAGAUGAAGAUGAAGAAGAAAACGAAGUGGAAGGAGAAGGAGACGUCGAAGAAGAGAUUAGUGAAGAAAAGGCAAGAUUGGGAUUUGAUACGAUUGUAAUACAACCUGGUUCUUCAAACGUUAGAAUUGGUAGAGCUACAGAUGCCUUUCCUAGAACGGUUCCAGCAGUUAUUGCUGUUAGAAAACACACCAAAGAAGCCAAGAGCACAACUCCACAUGUCAAUUAUCCAAUUAGAACUAUACAAGAAGAUGGUAGUGUAUUCUUUCUGGAAAACUUCGAUCAAGUUAAAGAUGUUGUAACUAAGGAUUUUAAGGCAAGAAUGAAAUAUUAUAAACGUAGAAUCUUACCAAAUUCAAGAGAAUCAGCUGCCAACUACAACAAAAGACAAGAACCAGAAAGAAUUCCUGACCAUAAUGAUCCAUAUAAAAAGGAAUGGUUAGAUUCAAAUGAAACGAAAACUCAAGAAUUUUUCGUUGGAGAUGAAGCAUUAAAAUUACCAAUUAAAGAACAAUCUGGAUCAAUUUGGAAGUUAAGAUUCCCCAUUGUAAAUGGGAAUUUCAGUGAAUCAGAAGAUUAUGAAUCACCACAAGAAGUACUUGGAGAUUUGGCACAUAUUGUCGAAACUACAUUAGCAUCCAUGGAUGUCAGUAAUUUCACAAAUCUUAAAGUUUUACUUGUAAUUCCAGAUUUAUAUGAUAAAGUAUACGUUGAAAACUGGUGUGAUAUGUUAUUUAAACAAUUAAAUUUCAGUAAAGUUGCCAUUAUACAAGAAUCUGUUGCAGCUACAUUUGGUGCAGGGGCACAAUCUGCAUGUGUUGUUGACGUUGGAGCACAAACCACUACCAUUUCAUGUGUUGAUGAAGGACUUAUUAUUAAUGAUUCAAGAAUUGUUUUAAAUUAUGGAGGUGAUCAUAUUACUGAAACUUUUAUGAAACUUUUAUUACAACUGCUGUUCCCAUAUCAUGAUAUUAAUUUGAAAAGUUUUAAUGAUGAUUGGGAAUUAGCUGAACUUUUAAAGAAAAAUUAUGUUACAUUCCUGGAUGCUGACAUUGCUGUACAACUUUAUAAUUUUUAUAAACGGAAACCAGAUGAAUUAACUAUCAAAUAUGAAUUCAAAGUAUUUGACGAAGUCAUGAUUGCACCUUUGGGACUUUUCUAUCCAUCAUUAUUUGAAAUUGAAAAUGAUAAACCAAGGAAAAGAAUUUUAUUCCCAACAUCAACUGAUCAAUAUUCAGGUAAACCAAAUAAUCCAUAUUCAAAAGCUCAAGAAAAUUUAACAAAUGAUUUAAUUCAUGCCGAUAUGGCUGAUGAUCAAUUAUUAUUACAAAUGGUUGAUGAAAAAAUUAGAUUAAAACUUGCUAAUCCAUACCUGAAACCUAAACCAACAAAGACAUCAACAAAUGAUCAACAAAAGUAUCAUAAAGUAUUGGCUCCUUUAGAAAAGGCUAUAAUUGAAUCUAUUACCAAUGCUGGGGUUGCAACAGAUUUCACCAGAGUUAAAAGAUUAUAUGAUAAUUUACUUAUUGUUGGUGGAGGUUUUGCCAAAAUCCCAUCAUUUGAUCUUUUAUUAACCGAUAGAAUUAAUAUUUGGAGACCUAAAUUUUUAUCUUCAUCUUCAAUGGAUGAAAUAUUAGAAUAUGUUACUAUUGAAAGAACCAAAAAUGAUUUAAAGAAAAAGGAAUUGAUAACUCAAUACAAGGAGAAAAAGUUAAAGGAACGUUCAGCAAAUGCCAAUGGAGCCACCACCAGUUCUGAUACUGGUACUGCCUCUAGCACUGCGGCCACGUCUACCACCCCUGCUACAACAGCCGUCACUUCUGCUGGUACUGAAGAAAAAGAUGAUAAUUUGGAAGACAUUCAAUUAGAUAAACAGGAACUUGCAGAAAUCGAAGCAAUGACUCAACUCGAAUUAGAUUUAGAUUAUAUUGAUCUGAUAAGUGAUAAGGGCCAAUUAUUGCUGGUGAAUGUUUUACCUCCACCUCGUGAAUUUGAUCCAGAAGUUUUAACUUGGAAGGGUGGUAGUGUUUAUGCUCGGUUAAAAGUUAUUAGUGAGAUGUGGAUUACUGAAAAUGAUUGGGAUUUACUUGAAAGUAGAUGUUUAUAUUACAAGAGUUUGUUCAAUUAUUAG
Messenger RNA from [Candida] anglica, 2694 nucleotides. The record is from the annotation of a GenBank genome assembly. Lineage: Eukaryota; Fungi; Ascomycota; Pichiomycetes; Serinales; Debaryomycetaceae.